Rhea pennata is the source of this 7922-nucleotide messenger RNA. RefSeq names its product zinc finger protein 318 (gene ZNF318). Gene Ontology annotation, biological process: negative regulation of DNA-templated transcription; positive regulation of DNA-templated transcription. The record is from RefSeq and is a predicted model, not a curated record. Gene Ontology annotation, cellular component: nucleoplasm. NCBI's taxonomy places the organism in Eukaryota, Metazoa, Chordata, Aves, Rheiformes, Rheidae. Bases 70 to 6858 code for a protein of 2262 amino acids. The transcript is spliced from 10 exons. Gene Ontology annotation, molecular function: zinc ion binding; nucleic acid binding.
GCGGGUCAGGGGAGCCGGGGCGUCCGCGCAGGCCGCUGGGACCCCCGCGCCGCCGCCGCCGCCAUCAUCAUGUACCGCUCCAGCAGCGGCCGCUCCGGCCCCUCGUCCUCCUCCCACCGGCUCAAAGAGGGCGGCUCGUCGGCGUCCCGCGCCUCCCGCUCGGGGACGUCGGGGCCGGGGCCAGGCCGCGGCCGGCCUCCCCCGCCGCCCGCCGCCGCCGCCGCCGCCUCGCCGCCGCGCUCCGCUUCGCCGCGCCCGCCGCCGCGCCGCCACCGCUCGCCGUCGGGCCACCGCGGCUCCUCCCGCCGCUCCCCGUCGCCGCACCGCAGCAGGAGGUUGCCGUCGCCGCCGGGAGCGCCGGGGCCCGGGGCGGCCCGGGGCCGCCGGGGCAGCGAGCACGGAGACAGCAGCAGCAGCAGCCGGAGACGUUCACCGAGUCUCCGCUCUGAAUCUUCACUGGAGCAGAGUUUGCGGAUUACUGUUGGUAAUGACCGGUAUUGCAUUGGCACACCAGAGCGAAGGAGGCUGCCUGAUAGACUGGGCUCACCAAUUGAUAACCUGAGUGACAGGGAUGACAUGGCGGAUGGUCCAAUAUUCACCAGAGGUCUCUCAUGCCCUCGGGGCCUUGAGAGAUACCCAUCACAUGAAAAUCAACCAUCAAGUCCCUUCACCAUGAGACAUGAUGAAGACUACUGUAACCGAGAUGUUUUCCUCCACCGGUCUGAUUAUAGUCCACACUAUGGUCGUCGAGAAGAGCUGCCUCGUGGAUCUGAUAGAGACAGUGACAAACUCAGGAAAUCCUCCUAUCCGUCAAGGCCAGAAGAGAGAGGACGAGAAAUAAAGCGGCCGCGAUAUGAAAAGGAUGAGAAGAUCCAUGGUGUGAGUGGAGAUCAUCAAGGUUUCUCAUCAGGAACACGAAACUAUCGCAGACGAAGCCGCAGUAGGAGCCCAAGCCCAUCCUACCUAAAUGAAGAAUUCAGAGAGCUUGACCGUGCCAGGAGGAAAAGAGAAGAAGAAGAGCGCAAUAGAAACUUGAAUCAUGAUCUUUCAGAGAGUGGUUAUGUGAUCCCUGGUUUGACUAACACACUACAGACUUCCGAGCCUCGAUACACAUAUAGGCCUGAGGAAAUACCAUCCAUGCCCAAAAAAUCAAUUUUGAAGAAACGAGUGGAGAUGGAAGUAGAGUCUCCUGUUCAGCCUGAAGGCUUUUCAAGCAGUUCUGCUCCCAGCAAAGAGCCUCCUCUUCUUUCUAGUCAUUCUUCUUUGUCCCAGAGCAACGACGUGGCUCCUUUUGCCUCUGAAGUGGAGAACUUUCUCAAACGGUUUAACAAAGACUCUGUCGUGGAGUCUGCAAACAAGGAGCUGCAUGACGGUUUUUAUGAGUGGACCCCACUUUCUGGGACUCCAAAGGACACUUUCACAUUUGAAGAAAAGUUUGGGAGCUUCUUAAGUCACAAGGAGAAAGUAGAACCCAAGUCAGACCCUGCUGAUCGCCAUACUGACUUUUUGCUGCCUCAUGAGAGAGCCAGUCAGGAUGGCAGUGGUUUCUCCCGAAUUCUGGGCAUGAUGGCUGAUUCUGUCAGUGCUCAGGAGAAGAGGAGACGUAGUUUUCCUGACAUUGAAGAUGAAGAGAAAUUUCUUUAUGGUGAUGAGGAUGAAGAUACCAAAACUGAAUCUGUCCCUGUUCAGAAGAACCCAGUGAGUUGUGGUAAUGAGAUAAUAAGCCAGAAAGUGAGUCCACCUCCUUCUGCUGCUCCAGCUGCCAAGCUGGAUGCUUUAGAAGAGCCUAAUGCUGAGUACGCAAAGAUCCAUGACUUACUCAAAACUAUUGGACUUGACAUUGGUGUAGCUGAAAUUGGAAAACUGGCUGUUCGUACUCAGGAACGCCUUCAUGGCAAGAAGUUGGCAUCUCGUUCUCCUGAUCGUCGCUCUUCAGAUCCUCGCAGACUGGACUCAUGGGACUUGCGUCGUAGCCGGAGUGAUACUCGAUCUCCAGAAUCAGGCCAGCAGCGCUCAGCAUCACCUCCUGUCUCUUUCCAGCAGUCUAAAGAUGCAUCCGCUCUUCAAAAAACAGAAUAUAAUAAGAGCAAACCAAUGGGACAGGAGAUACCCCCAUGUGCACCAGAACAGCCUCUUCCUUCUGUCUCUCUCAUUCCCUCAGUUCCACCUGCUCCUGCUAGUUUACCACCUACACCCACUUCUGUUUCACAGUACCAAAUACCCAAUUAUUCCCAGUUCACAGCCACUCAAAUGCCCCAAAACUAUCCACCUCCCACAAUGGCCCCUCCAGGAUAUGAUGCAUAUGGGCAUUAUAUGGCUUAUGCAGCCCCUGGUUGGCCCAUGUACCCCCCUACCCAACAGCCUAAUCCUACGAUGCCAGAGGCUCAUGGACUUCUUACUAUGGCCAUGUCAGCAAACCCGACACGUCCUAAUCUCCGAGUGAUUGAGACAGUCUCUAUGGGAAAAGAUGUCCCUGAUUUAAAAAGAGAUGGUUCCGUGCUUGUUCAUGUCCCCACUACUCCAGCUCACUCCAAGGUACCCCUUCGACUGUCUUCACACCCUCUCAAAAAUACCACAGAAAAGAUGUCGGAUGAAAAAAAUAGGGCAGCUCAGAAGCAGAAGGUGAUAGAAGAGAGAGAAAAACUGAAGAAUGAACGGGAAGCACGGCAGAAGAAGCUUUAUUAUUUAAAGACUGAAUUGGACAGGCUUCGUAAACAACAAGGAGAGAUGUUGAGGAAGAAACGUCGUGAGAAGGAUGGACACAAGGACCCCUUGUUAGUUGAGGUGAACAGGCUACAAGAAAAUAUUAUGAAAGAGAUUUCAGAGCUGCAUAAAGAAUCUGAUGCAGCAGAGAAGAAACAAUCUGAGCUUGAUAAAGUAGCCCAGAUCCUGGGGAUUAACAUAUUUGAAAAAUCCCGGAAACCAUCUGUGGAAACGAAAGAUUCCUCAGAAAAGAACAGCAAGUCAGACAAUACAAAAGGUCUGGAGAAAACAUCUUCCUCCAACAAGGAGUCAAAAACGACUAAUGAAAAAUCCAGAGGUAGAAGCCCGAAGCCAGCAGAAUCCUCUUCACAGUCGUCCAAACAUCCUUUCCAGCUGGCCAAUAUUUAUGAAUAUUAUGAUGCAGGGAACCAUUGGUGCAAAGACUGCAAUACCAUCUGCGGGACCAUGUUUGACUUUUUCACACACAUGCAUAAUAAGAAACAUAGACAGACCCUGGAUCCUUACAACAGACCUUGGGCUUUGAAGACCCAGAGCGAGACCAAACAAGACUCCAUAAAACGCAUUGAUAAGAUAACUGUUCCUGCCAAAGGCUCUGAGUUUCUGAUUCCCAUCACUGGAUAUUAUUGUCAGCUAUGUCAUGAAUUUUUUGGAGAUCAAAUCUCAGCAGAACAGCAUGUGAAAAGUCAUCCCCACAAUGAGAAAUAUAAGAAAUACAUAGAUGAAAACCCACUCUAUGAAGAGAGGAGAAAUCUAGACCGUCAAGCUGGAUUAGCUGUAGUCCUGGAAACAGAGCGCAGGCGGCAGAGUGAGCUGAAACGGAAACUGAUUGAGAAGCAGAAAGAAGAGAAGGAUGAGAAGAAAGCAAAAAUAAUAAAGAAAGAGGAAACAAAGAGCAUCCCAGAGCUUGGAGAAGGGACUAAUGAAAUUCAAGGAAAAAUAGAUUCUUCUGGGCGAAAAAUGGGUAUCAAACUUAAACUGAAAAAGGAAGAGAAAGAGGAGAAAAAGGAAGAAAAGAAAGAGGAAUCGAAAAAGGAAUCACCAAGUCAGUCUUCCUUUGGAAAAUUCAGCUGGAAAAAGACAGAGGAUAAAAACUCAGGAGCAGCUAUCUCAAAGGAAGAAAGUAUAGAAGGAAACAAAGAAAAAGAGGAGAACAAGUGUCAGUCUGGAAAACUCCAUGCCAAGCCCAUUGAAAUAAAGCUGUCUGGGAAAACUGUUAUUCCACACACUAGUCCAUGGACACCAGUUGUUUCCACAUCAACACAAGCAAAAAUUUUACCCAGCUUACCAGUCCCCACCAUGAUUUUCAGGAAAUCUGCUGCUGCAACAGUAAGCAAGCCAGCACCUUUGAACACCUUCUUAUCCAUAAAAUCUUCUGGAGCUACCACCAAACCACUGCCAGUGGUAAAAGAAACCAAUGCAGAUCUUCUUCUGCCUCCAGAUAUCAUCUCAAAAGCUUUUGGUGGAGAAGAGGUGAUUUUAAAGGGAACAGAGGAUGAUUCGAAAGCAGCAGAGAAAAAUGAGACUGCUCAGACUUCUGAUAUACCACCUCCACCCCCUCCUCCACCUGCAGUCCAGCAGGCUGCUGUCAUCCCUGCGGAUGAAGUAGCUCCAGGUGUGUCUGAAAGCGAACAGACGAUGCUGGCAAUGCCUGUGAGACCCCCUCCACCACCACCACCACCUACUGCUUUUAAUGAGCAGGCAAAAAAAGUAGAGAAACGAAACUCUUGCUUGGCAACAGCCAAUGCGAAAGAUCUCUAUGACAUUUUCUACAGUAGUGGUGGAAAGGGUUCAGCUGACAGCAAACCUGCAAAUUCAACACUUCUAAAUGGAGAAAACUCUACCCUAGCAAAAUCUGCAGACUUAUGUGCAUUUUCUAGAACAAGUAAUAGUUCAUACUCUUUGAAAGAGGAUUCCCAGAAUGCAGUUACUGAAUUUAGCCAAGUCCACUCAGCUGAAAGAAGCUCAGAACUAGAGAAAAUUGCAAUCCAGGAAACUUCAGUACUUCAUACUGAGAUGAGCACUGAUGUUGAAAAUGGAAUUCAGGACGCCAUAGGUCAAAAAUCCCAGACUCCUCUUUCAACAAACAUUCAGACUAAAUUGAAAGAGGAGGAUUCCUCACAGUGCAGUAAUCAAGUAAAAGGGAGUUGGGUUCUUGGUGAGAAUCAAGCAGAAAUGAGCAAGAAACCACUCCAGCUACAACAACCAGAAACACCAGUCACAAAAUGGCCUAAAUCAGAACCUGAUUCUGGUGUCCAGAUGCCUGCAGAAAUAAGACUUGUGGAUAAAGUGAGUGGAGAGCAAGUAGUCAGUCAGGAACCCUGUGAUCCACAUACAAUGGAGGUCCAAAAGGAAGUUGGACAGGGAGAUGCAAAUAAUACUGCAGUUACUGAAACAAAUAUCCGUGGUACCUUGGAGAAAGAUGCAGAGAUGAAAGACUGGGAAGUUAGAAGAGUAAAGUCUGAGCUUAGCUUAGAACACCUGAAGACUGCAUUGCCUGAAACACAGAAUGAAAUUCCGAAUCUGUCAGAUUUCCAUUUGGCAGAGGAAAAGUUAAGUGAAAGUUGUAGAACCAAUUCAGAUGCUGACAGUCCAGCCUUGUUCUGUGAUUCUGAAAACUCAUCAGAAGAAAAAGCUCUGCCAUCAAUGGCAGAGCAGAAUUCUGUUGAUGCCUGCUUAAAAGAUGUAAAAUUGAAAAGUGUUUCUUUGGAAGUAUCUCAGCCGGAGGUCCUUGGUGAAGGUUCCCAGAUUUCAGAAACACAAAAUAAGUUUUUAGAAUCGACAACAAGCCCAGGUGAUUUGGACGCUUCCAGAAUAAGUAAUAGAGAAGAACAGGUCAUCAUGCCUAGUUCUUGCUGUGAAAGUGGUUGGCAACGAUCACGUACUCCAGAUGUAGAAAUAAAAACUGAUUCUAAUGAAAUUAAUGCUUCAGAUUUGAAAGAGAAGCAGCCAGACAUAUGUCUCACCACAAGGCAAACUAGAGGUAGUGUGUUAGAAGCACAAGAAAAUGUUAGAUGUGAACCUUCAGGCCAUGCAGUAUUAGGUAACCAAACUCGUAAGGAGGAAGUCUCUUGGUUAGUCAACUCCUGCACAGCAAACAUUGUUGAACUCAGAUCCAGUGUAGAAUUAAUAGUUGAAGUUGGAAAAAAAUCUUUAGGACACACUGGAUCUGAUGCGAUAUUAGAUGAUGGUUUUGUCAAGAGAGAUGCAAAAGAAGUAGGGACUGUAAGCUUUUCUAGGACUCACUCUGAUGUCCAAGAGUCAAUAGUUGCUCUAUCAGAUUUCCAUACAGGGCAUCUUUCUGAAGGACCGAUCCACCCUACAGAAAUAAAGCAUGAGAUUGCAAGAACCUCAGCAGGCAACAACUUUCAUCUGAAUACCACUCACUUAGGAUUUAACACUGAACAAUCUGAAAGUAUCUCACUAAAUAUCAGUGUGGACAGUGAAAAAGAUUCCUUGAAAUCAGAAGACGUGAAGCAUAAUGAGAUUCCCUCUGAGAAAGCAGAACUGGAGUUCAAAAGCAUUGAUUUUCAUUUGGGAGAUUCUAAGGUAAAGCGUGAACACUUCAGUAUCUUUACAGCAGGCCUUUUAAAUGAGAAUACUGAAGUUGUCCCAAAACAAGAAAAUAUUGCAUCAAUUACACUGGAGCCCAGUAAGCCUAACAAGCUGGGCCUUGAAAAACCAGUGAAUGGAACAGAGGUUACUGAUUUUGUUACAUUAAGUUCUGGUAAUCAAGAAGAAAAGUUUUGCACCCUGAUUUCUAAAACAACUGUGUCACAACUUGGAUUGCAAUCCUCAAAUAGUAGUACUACAGAAGAGGUCAUGCCAGUUCUAGAAAUGCAAGGCGUUUCUCCCAUGUCUGAGAUACCUCUGCGAGUAGAGAGCAAAGAUGGCACUGCUGAAAUGCCAUCACUGAGCUGUGAUGGAGACAAUGCAGAAAGUGAGGUUUCUGGACAUGUGGAAACUUUCCUUCCUGGGCUCGAAAAAAUGCAUGGAAAAGAGGGUGGCUCAGGAGGCAAGGGAGUAUGCACCAUCCAGGAUAAGAAGACUGAGCAAACAGAAACUGCUGACGGUAGUUCGGAAACUACAAGAAAUUCAGGAGUUGCUGAAAGCUUAGCAGAAAGCCCAGUGGGUUGAAAUGAACCCAGCCUAUCCCAAUAUUUGCGGAGCCAGAGCUGGGAUUAUAUAUAUGUUUUUUGUUUUGGGUUUUUGUUUUUUGUUUUGUUUCAGUUGAGGGCUUCAGGUGUAUUUUGCAUCCUGCAGGAGGACUCGACUAAAGUGAAACUUUCGUCAUCAGAAACCAGACACACACUUUAUUCUGUACAUAAUUAAUUGUGUAAAAUGUUUUUUCAUGUGAAAUUUUUUGCCAAUUUAUUUUCUACACUCUGCUAUUAAAAUGGAAUCUCUCGUUUAUAAUGCGUGCGUCCUUGUUGUUUAUUUUGGGGGAUUUUAUUCUUUGACAAUUCUCGGAUGAUUUCCAGCUCACCCGAUUUCUGUCAGUAGCAUCGUGAGUAGCCCAGUCUCUGGAACAAGCUCAAGAACAGCCGUUCAGAAGUUAAGGAAAUGGAGACUCUUGCAGAAGAAAUAAAACUGAUAAUUUCUUUAAACUGUAAUGCAUGUUUUUUUUUGUUUGUUUGGUUUUUUUUUACUUGUUUGAAAUGCAAAAAGUGUGAUUAGAGGUUUUUUUGGUUUUAUCUGUCUCUGUGAUUUGCAAUUACUGUUGUAUUAUGUCUGUACUUAAGCUGUUUUAUUGUAUUGUAUAAGCACAUGUAUGGAUGCCACAUCAGUAAGCAAGGGGAGGAAAAACUAUCCUGGCUGACUUUUGGAGAAGAAGACUAAUCGGUAAGGCUCUGUGGCCUGACGCCUGGACCAUACAUAUUGAGGUCACUUACAUGAUUUGAAAUGGGCUUUAUUUCAUUGUACUGUGAUCCAGUAACUAUUUGUGUUAAAUCAUUUAGCAGCUGGCCAGCUCUGAAGAAGCAGAAGAUCAGAACCGUGGUGUCAGGAAUUGGACUCGCUUCAUGUGAUACAACACAUGCAUGCCUACCCUGAAUGGUCCUUGAGCUAUUAAAAGUUCUAGUGUGAUGGUUCUCAUUUGUAUAGCUUGUUAAAGAUUAAAGUAUUAAAUGUGUUUGCUUGGAUAAAUAUAACAUUUUUAUUUGUAAAUUGUUUAAAAAAAAUAAACAUAUGGUGGUCAACAA